AAASGGCUUCGUCCAAUCUGCACAACUCUACGCAUACGAGUUAUCAUACCCUGCUUCAACAAGACCAUUGUCAAUGCHGUUUUUGAUGCUCCAUUUGUCGUUUGACCAGGCCAGACUAUGACGCUGGGCAAACAUCACGAAGAGACCCCUCUCUUAGGUGCCUCGGAAUUGCCGAAUGGAUGGGAACCCGCAGAGAACGAGUCCGACCACCUYUUCCCGGAAGACAGCAACGACACCAGUCACACAAAAAUCAACGACGACUACAUCAUUUCCUUGAUUCGGAGAACCUCCGGCCUCAAGCACCAAGAAAGCACGCUCACCUUUGACAACACCACCGGCGAGCGCAAAGAACUGCUAGUGGCAGUGGYACCAGAACCAAAGGGCACGAGCUUUGGAGAAACAAUCAUUCACYUGGUGAAGGGCUACAUCGGAUGCGGGAUUUUGUCUCUUCCGUGGGCCAUYAGCCAGCUUGGAAUCCCGCUUGGAUUGCUGGCGAUUUCGAUYAUGUCYCUUUGGAGCUCCUACAACUGUUGGACCGUUGUCAAGCUGAAGCGGUACAUCGAGCGCACCACYAUUKCAGAUACCAAUGGAGAGGAGGAGGAGGACGAAGAAGAAGACGAGGACAACUCGGACAACGACUGCGAAGAGGAACCCACAUCGGAGCCCGACGACGACGAAGCCUCUAAGAUUUCCUAUCUUGCGUCGGCCAGCGUCGCAUCCUCUAACGUGACGUACCCRGAUGUCGGGGAGUGGGCCUACGGGAGGCAGUUCCAGGCCUACGUGGCCGUUUGCAUCUGCGCCCAGCAGCUGGCCAUCUGCACCGUUUUUUGCAGCUUUGUCGGGGAAAACGUCUACGCGACGCUCUCGUUCCUGGGCGUGGGUGGACCCUUUCUGACCCGGAGGGCCGUGGCGACCGGCUGCCUUCCAUUUUUUGUUGGCCUCAGCUGUUUCCUGCCGAACCUCCGGAGCAUGGUCCCCUUUAUGACGCUGGCCACUGUGYUGAUGGUGUCGGGYUUUGCCACCCUGGGAUGGAUCGGCCUUCUAGAGUGGGGAGACAGGCCACCGCUCGGCGAGCUCCCCGGGCUCACAAUUGAUCGCAGUGCCGCCAUGGCCCUGUGCGGGAUUCUCUACAGCUUUGAGGGGAUCUGUAUUAUCCUGCCGGUKGAAUCUUCCAUGAAGCAAUCMAGCAGGCGGGACUUUGGGCCGGCAUUUGGGAUCAGCAUGGCGAUCAUCACGAUGCUCCUGUGUGGGAUGGCCGCGAUGGGUGUCCUUGCCUUUGGGGAGGUUUCUAACGGAAGCAUUACGGCGUUUCUGCUCGAGAAGUACAAGGGGGAUCGGGCUAUUACUGUGUGGCUGAUGCUUUCCAACGCACUGGUGACGCUGAGCAUUGCGUUUUCGUACCCCCUGCAGCUCUUUCCGGCCGUCGAGCUGGUGGCCCCAGCGGUACUGAACUGGAGGAGGAUGUGGAGCCGGAGGCAGCAACGAAUGCUGCGAGAGCGAAGUGGGCUCUGGAAUCGGUUCUGGACGAGGUUCACAACGAGGGGUGGAUCCAGCCAUCGUAGAGAUAACUGCCAGAGGGAAGAGAACACCGRCRACGACGACAAUGACAAUGAUAAUGACAACGAUGGAGAUUUAGAAGGCUUCGAGCCCAUGAGAGGGAUUCCRGAACACAGUGUUCUAUCGAUACGGUCUUUGUCGUCAAUGCCAGACUCUACCUACCAGGAGAGUAACGACGAUCCCCAAAACGAUGCAGUARCAGUACCACCASCASCAGCAACACGUGAUGAUGUACAAAGCGCAUUUUAUCCAGCAGAUCCAUCUGCGAAUGGCACGAAGGGAGAAGCGCAAAAUGUUGCCACAAGCCAAGGAGCRCCACAAAACAACAACGGCGCGAUGGAUCAAGAGACGACCAAAACGGAAGAAUCSGUAUACGUUGGAGGAAUCAGCGAGUCUACAAGCUUGCUGAGUCGCUUGAGCAGCAACAUCAGCAACCAUCGAUCGAUCKAUGAUAGCGAGGACGACAGCAUGAACGGGGAUAACUUUCGAAACAGAACCAACAACAACAGCAGCGCUCAAAACGAKCAGGUGCCCCCAGCAGAGGAAUCCGCUUCGGAAUGGACCCUGCCCGGGGAUUCUCCCGUMUUGCGUGGGGCAUUGGUGGUAGGAACCUAUCUGAUAGCCAUGUCGGUUCCAAACGUCCAGUCCCURGUUUCCCUGGUCGGGGCCGUGACGGGUUCUUCGACUGCUCUGCUGAUCCCGCCGAUCCUAGAACUAGCCUACCUUUCGCACAAAGAAGCGAUGGAACUACAGCGGACGAGACCGAGACAAUCCUUUCCGCCUAUGGGGGACUGGGAGGGGGGCCCUUCGGCUGCCUCAAAGCGAUCGCUGUUUGGAUAUUCUUCAGUCGGAACUAUCCACAACAACAAAAACAAGAACGGCAACAAUCCACYACAACAAUCUGCUAGGAGCAGAAAGCGAAGGAAUCGGUAUUUCUGGGAACGAACUAUAUCAUGGUGUUUGCUGAUCCUCGGAUCAAUCUUUGCCGUGGUCGGAUCGUAUUUUUCGGUGAUCGACAUUCUUCAGAGCUACUCAUAAUUCCAUAAGGUSCUGGUUGGUUCGAUCGAUCAAGGAUUUCUAUACGCUACGACAGGGUUUCGAUCGAAAUGCGAAAUAGUUUCAUURUGCGCAGCAGUGUCGUGUCCAUUACGAAUAAAGUUUUGCGCGGGUCGGGAGGAUCGAACCAUUUUUCCUACAACGUUACCCGCGGAGUAAAGAACGAAACUUGCGUAAAUGUCUCUGCAAAACUCUGUCUUCUGUGGGAAUGGGCUAGACCAGCUAUGGUCCAGAAUGCGUCACUAUAGAUUUGGUAAAUCAUUUGAAGUAAUUCGCACAACAAGAUCGUGUGGGCUACAAAUACRUGAAAAAAUAGGCAUUCAUGCCUCCUACGUGCAUGUCAUUGCUACUAGUAUAAAUACCACUUCUGUAA
Messenger RNA from Pseudo-nitzschia multistriata, 2986 nucleotides. The record is from the annotation of a GenBank genome assembly. Lineage: Eukaryota; Bacillariophyta; Bacillariophyceae; Bacillariales; Bacillariaceae.